GUAUCUUUCCGUGUGGAGUUUGAGUUCAGCCGUUCUGUCUUCCUGGAUCACGCACGGGUCGUCAUGGCAACCAGCAGCGAGGGAGAGGAGGGUUACCCAGACGACAACACCAAUGACAUCUUCCUCCCUUUGAAGUACCAAACCGACAUCCUCUUCACCAGAGACCCAAACCCUCCUCGGUUUGAAAUCCGAGCAGACAGCUUCUCCUCGUCCUCCUCGUCCUCCUCGUCCUCCUCGUCCCAGGAGCAGACGGACAGCAGCUCUGGGACCUUUAACCUCACUUAUUAUAUCCAGAACCUGGGCAUGUUCUCCGUGCAGGACGUCCUGUUCAGGGCCGACGUCUGGGCCGUGACCGCGCGGGGGAACCAGCUGGUCGACAUCACAGACUCCAGCAUCGAGCAG
Molecule: messenger RNA, 402 nt
Organism: Plectropomus leopardus (leopard coralgrouper)
Lineage: Eukaryota; Metazoa; Chordata; Actinopteri; Perciformes; Serranidae
Source: RefSeq, a predicted model, not a curated record